AUGGAAGACGAGAAUAAGGCUAAAAGACCAAAUAAUGAAACGUCUUCCAAGAAAAAAGCCAUGGCUCGAAGGGUAAAAACCCCAAAAAUGAGCAUGGAAGGAAAACAAAGACGUAAGAAAAGAGGAAGAUGGGAAGAGGAAAAGAUACUUGGUGGAAUCUGUGAGAAGUCUUUGAUCGGGCAGCUGUAUUUAAAACCAUUGGACUUUGCGUUCCGUCGUGAACUAGGAAGCAGUAGUCUUUCCAUGACAGCGUCAGACUUCGAGUUCCACCAUGAACUGGGGAGUGGUAGCUUUGGGAAGGUCAUGCUGGCAUCAUGGACCCGAACUAAACAGCUUGUGGCCAUGAAAGUGAUGGAGAAAGGCGCAGUCCUGACAACCAGCAUUCUCAAGGAGCGCCGUACUCUUGAAAUUGCCAGGGGAUGUCCAUUUCUUUGUGAGGGCUUGGCUGCAUUUCAGACACAGAAGCAUGUGUUCCUCACAAUGGAGUACAUACGUGGAGGCAGUCUUCAAUCCUACAUGGACGAGAAAAGUUGUCUGGAGACUUAUGAGGCAAAUGACCUAAAGCCUGAUAACAUCUUGCUUGAUGGAGGAGGACAUGUAAAACUUGCAGACUUUGGUUUGGUCGCUGAAAAUAUGCUUAAGGGCCAAAAAACAUCAGACAAAACUGGCACUAGGUAUUACAUGGCCCCAGAGGUACUAGCAGAUGGAGAAUAUGAUGCAGCAGUGGACUGGUGGGCACUGGGUAUUAUAAUCUGUGAAAUGCUGACUGGAGACCACCCAUACGACACCUUCCUAUCCUCCGAGGAGUUUAGACACAUUGUCAUCAUGCGUAAACCCGACUACCCAGACUGGGUCACCACCGAAACUAAGGGCAUCGUGUCCAAGCUCCUCAUGAAAAACCCCAAAUACCGCCUUGGGGUUUACGGUAACAUCAGGCUCCACCCAUUCUAUGGAGAUCUAUGUUGGGAGGAUUUGGAGCAUAGGAAGAUUCCACCACCAUACGAGCCCCUGGUGCAGACAACUCAGGAUCCUAAAUCACAUUCCCAGGAGCGGUCUCUCUCAUUUCUGGAGGCUUGGAAGAGCUUUUCAGGAUACGGCCACACCAUCUUUGGCCUGUCCUUUACCAGCUCCAGAUUGAGGGACUAA
Molecule: messenger RNA, 1146 nt
Organism: Pelobates fuscus (common spadefoot toad)
Lineage: Eukaryota; Metazoa; Chordata; Amphibia; Anura; Pelobatidae
Product: protein kinase C theta type-like
Exons: 8
Coding region: 1-1146 (381 amino acids)
Biological process (GO): peptidyl-serine phosphorylation
Molecular function (GO): protein serine/threonine kinase activity; ATP binding
Source: RefSeq, a predicted model, not a curated record